AUGGCAGAAAACGGCAAGGGCCUCUCAGAUGGAGACUCUGCCAACAGCGUGGUCGCAACCUUCAUCGUUGUAUUUAUCAGCAUGGCCCUGUAUAAUGUCCUCGAGCUAAACUUUGUCAUUUUCGGCACCUUCAAGAAGCGAAGCGGCCUUUACUUCUGGAGUUUCCUUAUCGCAACCUGGGGAAUAGCGCCGAACGCGAUCGGCUACCUCCUGAAGCAUCUUGCUUUAACAAACAUCAGCAACCUUCCCGCUACCCUGAUCGUGACCGGAUGGUGCACAAUGGUCACGGGCCAGUCCGUCGUGCUAUAUUCACGGUUACGCCUUUUAUCGCCGAACCCGACUAUUCUUCGCGCUGUGCUGAUCAUAAUCAUCUUUAAUGGCAUUGUUUUGCACGUCCCGGUCAUUAUCCUAGUAUACGGCUCUAGUUCAUCGAAUCCAGGCCCCUUCAUCCGUCCGUACUCUGUCUACGAGAAGCUGCAGUUGACCGUCUUCUUCAUCCAAGAGACCAUCAUCUCCGGCCUAUAUAUCUGGGAGGCUACGAAACUCCUAAAAGCCGAGAGGGAUAUAAGAGGGAGGGCCGGGCCGAAACGUGUCAUGAAUCAUCUGAUCUACGUCAACAUCAUCGUCAUUCUGCUCGACGUCACCAUCGUAGCUCUCGAGUUCGCGAAUUAUUACGACGUACAAACAGGCUACAAGCCGCUGGUAUACAGCAUCAAGCUGAAGAUGGAGUUUAGCAUCCUCAAUCGGCUUGUGGAGUUGACGCAGAGUUCGACACACAGUAGCUCAUACACAUGCGGUCGUACCGAUGCGACUGCUGGCGUGGCGUUGGACACUUUCGCAGCGGACGGCACAAGCUGUUCAAGAGGGAUAACCUGGAGGAGGUCAGACGAGGCUCACAUUGGCAGUGGGGGGAACGACAGAGAUCUGGAACGCAGUGCCACGGGUGCGAUGCGGACCACCGAGCCACGACCGGGCCGCAAUGGGGAGCUGGAAAGCCUUAACGGAAAAACGGACACGAUGCGCUGUAUGUGA
Messenger RNA from Fusarium falciforme, 1032 nucleotides. RefSeq lists its product as hypothetical. Lineage: Eukaryota; Fungi; Ascomycota; Sordariomycetes; Hypocreales; Nectriaceae. The record is from RefSeq and is a predicted model, not a curated record. The transcript has a single exon. The coding region runs from base 1 to 1032 and encodes 343 amino acids.